CAAAUUCUCUAUCGAAUUGAAAAGAAUAUAUCUGCAUUUUAUCGAGUUUGGCAUCUUUAUCUUUGCUCGAUAUUGCUUUUUUAUUAGACAAGCUUUUAACUACAACUUAUAAUACUGAAAGGCCAUCUCUUUUGAUAUAUUUCCCUUUGCAGUUUACGCAUAUCGCUAAGCCACAUAGGCUACACCUCAUAGUAUCUAACUUGCCUGCUUUUUCUUUACAUCCUUUUCAACAUGGGCAUCACCUGUCUUGUUCGCUGGAAGAAUGCAACAGGCAUGCGCGAUUUUACAUUUAUCGCUGAACAUGUCACCAAGUCCUUGCAAGGCAAAAAUACUGGACCUUGGUCACUUUCCUUCAAAGUAUUUCGUGAUAUCAACAACAACAAGACAGUUUCACUAAAGGAUAGUAAACUGCUUUAUCAAGUCUCGCUUGGUCAGCAACCUGGGAAUGUCUAUUGUAUGGUGGACGGAAGUGUAGUUGUUGAAGCAGGAAAAGAAAUGGAAAUUAUCCUUUCACGUCUCAAGAAUCUCUGGCAGUUGAGGCAGAACGUUACUAUAGAGGGCACUAGUUAUGAAAUUGGUGAUUUUACAUUAAGAGUAGCCAAUAUCUUGCUAGGAUCAACAUACAAAGGAUUACUAUUAGAGAUUGACUACCAUCCGUGUUCAACGCCAAAUAACGCCAGUAGUAUCUUUCAAGAGUUUGUUCAAUCCAUUGUACCUCCAACAGCACAAUUGUCAUGUGAAUACGAAUACAACUAUGAGGCUGUUGGUUUAAGCAACUAUGAAUUUACGAUUGCUCAUACAAGUUAUCAAUACAUUAUGCUUUUCAGAAACGAUGGCUUGAUCUAA
Rhizopus microsporus ATCC 52813 is the source of this 846-nucleotide messenger RNA. Its product is annotated as TATA-binding related factor. The record is from RefSeq and is a predicted model, not a curated record. Gene Ontology annotation, molecular function: transcription coactivator activity. The transcript has 4 exons. Bases 232 to 846 code for a protein of 204 amino acids. Gene Ontology annotation, biological process: regulation of transcription by RNA polymerase II. Gene Ontology annotation, cellular component: mediator complex. NCBI's taxonomy places the organism in Eukaryota, Fungi, Mucoromycota, Mucoromycetes, Mucorales, Rhizopodaceae.